Oldenlandia corymbosa var. corymbosa is the source of this 3159-nucleotide messenger RNA. NCBI's taxonomy places the organism in Eukaryota, Viridiplantae, Streptophyta, Magnoliopsida, Gentianales, Rubiaceae. The record is from the annotation of a GenBank genome assembly.
AUGUUGGGAAAUGGGGUUCUGGGGAUUCUUUCAGAAUCUACAAACAAGUGGGAAAGAAGGGUUCCUCUGACCCCAUCCCACUGUGCGAAAUUGUUGCAUGGAGGGAGAGGCAAAACAGGUGUGGCCCGGAUCAUUGUGCAGCCAUCCACAAAGCGGAUUCACCAUGAUACACUUUAUGAAGAUGUUGGAUGUGAAAUUUCUGAGGAUCUUUCUGAGUGUGGACUCAUUUUGGGUGUAAAGCAACCCAAGUUGGAUAUGAUUCUUCCUGACAGAGCUUAUGCGUUUUUCUCGCAUACUCACAAGGCGCAAAGGGAAAACAUGCCUUUGCUUGAUAAGAUUCUCUCUGAGAGAGCAUCUUUGUUUGAUUAUGAGCUUAUAGUUGGAGAACAUGGCAAGAGACUACUAGCAUUUGGGAAAUUUGCUGGUAGAGCAGGAAUGAUUGAUUUUCUACAUGGAUUAGGACAAAGAUAUCUCAAUCUUGGAUAUUCGACUCCUUUCCUUUCUCUGGGAAGAUCGUAUAUGUAUUCUUCAUUAGCUGCAGCAAAGGCUGCUGUGAUUUCAGUUGGUGAAGAGAUUUCUAGCAUGGGGCUUCCACCAGGAAUAUGUCCUAUAGUUUUUGUAUUUACUGGCUCAGGAAAUGUCUCACAGGGAGCGCAAGAGAUUUUCAAACUUCUGCCUCACUCUUUUGUGGAUCCUUCCAAACUUCCUGAACUAUAUACAAAGGGUGAAGAUCUUCGACGUCCUGCAAAGAGAGCCUUUAAAAUUUAUGGUUCUGUUGUAACUUCUAAUGACAUGGUGGAGCCUAAGGACAAAUUGAAGCCCUUUGACAAGGCUGAUUAUUAUGCACAUCCAGAGCACUACAUUCCUGUUUUCCAUGACAAGAUUGCUCCUUAUGCAUCUGUAAUAGUUAACUGCAUGUACUGGGAGAAAAGGUUCCCACAGUUAUUAUCAACCGAGCAGCUAAAAGAGCUAAAGAUGAAAGGUUGUCCACUUGUUGGAAUCUGUGACAUAACCUGUGAUAUCGGUGGCUCCGUGGAGAUUGUUAACAAGACCACGUCCAUUGAUUUUCCUUUCUUCAGAUAUAAUCCUUUGAACAACACUUCCCAUGAUGAUCUGGAGGGAGACGGGGUGAUUUGCUCUGCUGUUGACAUUCUACCGACUGAGUUCGCGAAAGAGGCAUCACAACAUUUUGGCGACAUUCUUUCCCAGUUCAUUGGGAGCUUGAUUAGCAUUUCCAAUGUUGAGGAUUUGCCUAUGCAUUUGAAAAGAUCUUGCAUUGUGUUUGAGGGAGCACUAACUCCGUUAUAUGGAUAUAUUCCUCGAAUGAGGAACUCCGAUAUUGAUGAUGCUUCAAUUAAUCUAGGGAAAGUCAUCCCUGAGAAGAAAAAAUAUACUGUCUUGGUAUCUUUGAGUGGUCAUUUGUUUGAUCAAUUUCUUAUAAAUGAAGCACUAGAUAUUAUUGAAGCAGCUGGUGGCUCCUUUCACUUGGUUAAAUGUCAAGUAGGCCAAAGCACGGAUGCUAUGUCUUAUUCAGAACUUGAGGUUGGAGCAGACGAUAAAGAAGUCCUUGAUAAAAUCAUUGACUCUUUAACCUCUAUUUCUAAAUUACGUGAAGAUACCGGAGUUAUUGAUAUGACAAAGCAUAUGAUAUCUCUGAAGGUUGGUAAACUAGAGAAGGGUAGCAUAGAGAAAGGGACUGACAUGAAGAAGAGGAAUGUUAUCCUUAUCUUAGGUGCUGGCCGAGUUUGUCGACCGGCUGUCGAGUUCUUAACAUCAAUUGGGAGUAAUGCAUCUCUGCACCAAGUUUUGAGGUCUUGCAUUGAUGCUGAAUUUCAAGAACAAAAUAGUAUUGAAGUGAUUGUUGGUUCUCUUUACCUCAAGGAUGCAGAAAAGAUUACAGAGGGCAUCAUGAAUGCUACAGCUAUUCAGCUUGACAUAAAGAAUCAUCAAAGUCUUCAUUCUAACAUUGGACAGGUUGACGUUGUAAUUAGUUUUCUUCCACCGAGUUGCCAUAACAUCAUUGCAACUGUUUGCAUUGAGCUGGAAAAACAUCUUGUCACUGCUAGUUAUGUUGACGAGUGCAUGUCAAAGCUAGAUGAACCAGCAAAGAAUGCAGGCAUCACUAUUCUCGGUGAAAUGGGCUUAGAUCCUGGAAUUGAUCACAUGAUGGCAAUGAAGAUGAUAAACCAAGCACAUUUAAGAAAUGGGAGGAUCAAGUCAUUUACUUCUUACUGUGGUGGUCUUCCAUCUCCAGAAGCAGCAAACAAUCCUCUAGCUUAUAAAUUCAGUUGGAAUCCAGCCGGAGCCAUUCGAGCCGGGCGUAAUCCAGCCACAUACAAGUAUCAUGGAGAAAUUGUGCACGUCGAUGGUGAGCAGCUGUAUGAUUCUGCCGCAAGGUUUAGGAUACCUGAUCUUCCGGCUUUUGCACUCGAAUGUCUUCCCAACCGUAAUUCCUUAAUUUAUGGAGAACUGUACGGGAUAGCAAAUGAAGCAUCAACCAUUUUCCGUGGGACUCUACGCUACGAAGGUUUCAGUGCAGUGAUGGCGACACUUGCAAAGCUUGGAUUCUUCAAUACGGAAUCUCUGAGUAGUCUUAACAUUGGAGAAAGACCCACUCACCAUAAAAUUUUACUUGAACUUUUAAGGCAAAAUACUGAUAAGUCCGAUGGACUCUCUGCGGAUGAAAAAGGUAUCACAGAAAGAAUUGCUGCACUUGGAGUUUGCAAGGAUGGAGAAACUGCCGUACGGACAGCCAAGACCAUCAUUUUUCUGGGAUAUCAUGAGCCAACAGAGGUUUCACCAUCUUGUGGAAGUAUUUUUGAUGUCACCUGCCUCCGCAUGGAAGAAGCUUUAGCUUAUUCAGACAAAGAAGAGGAUAUGGUGCUUCUGUACCACGAAGUAGAAGUUGAUUUCCCAAAUGGUCAACCUACCGAAAACAAUAAGGCAACUCUAUUGGAAUUUGGAAAGACCAAGGAUGGGAGAAACACCACAGCGAUGGCUUUCACUGUUGGGAUCCCAGCUGCAGUUGGAGCUCUGCUCCUGCUCACAAACAAGAUCCAAGUGAACGGGGUUUUAAGGCCAAUUAUUCCAGAAGUUUACUUACCAGCCCUAGAUAUUUUGGAGGCAUAUGGUUUCAGGUUGAUGGAGAAGAUGGAGUAG